AUGAAUCUCGUUGACAACGAAUUUUUAAAUAGACUAGAAUUUUAGUAAUACUACGCAGAUGGUGGUUAAAGCAAAAUAUUUUUGGUUUAAGAUAAACUUACAAAUACUAAAUAUGUAGUGAAGUAAGCUAUGGUCCAUCAAAAUGAAAAAUUCUAAGAAAACUUAAUACAUGAAGCAGCAAUAUAUGCGAAGUGUGGUCAGAUAAAAGGAGUCCUUAAGUUUGUAAAUUUUGUUCAAUUCUAAACUAUUGACCAAUUAAAAAUUCAAACAAGCCUCAUUAUUGAACACGCUCAAUAUGGAUCUCUACAAUCGAUUCAACAAUUCACCAUACCUUUUCUUGAAGGGUCUGCAUUUGUGAUAAUAAAUUAGGUUUCUUAAACUCUACUGUAACUUCAUCAGAGGCAAAUUGCUCAUUUAGAUAUAAAAGAAGGAAAUAUAAUGAUUGGAUUCGACAAGCUGAACUAGCAAAAUAGACUUUGCGGAGGUCUCCCAAUAAUCUUUAAAGUUGGAGAUUUCGGUAUAUCAAGAGAUAUGAGUGUUGAGGAUCUAAAAAAAAUGAAGUUCAAUCAGGGUACUCCGAAAUUGAUGGCACCAGAACAGUUUAUAGCAAAAGAAGGUCAAAUAAAAAAUCCAUAUAAAUUAGAUGUCUUCUAGCUCGGUAUCGUUCUUUUUCACCUCGUAUUUAAAGAGUAUCCGUUCAUACCGAAUGCCUACGAGGACAAGAAUAGUCGGGAUCCUAAUUUUGUUCAAAAAUUUUUGACAGAUAAGAGAAAUAAGCACUCCAAAAAGAUAUCCCCAGAAUUGGUUGACCUUCUUUCUUAAAUGCUUCAAUUUUAACCAGACAAAAGAAUAAAUAUGACAGAUGUCAUUGGAAGUUCUUGGUUUAAAAUGCAAGAAAAUAUCCUCUAAUUUGACAAUGCAGCAUACAUGGCAGUCCGUAACCAACUGUUUUAGAAAAUGACAUAUAUAACAAAUAUUACGAAAGUGAAGAUUCCUCUAGUUUCUAAUCAGAAGUAGAGUUAAGCUAGUAUUUCGUAGAUAUCAGAAAAUAAUAUCAACAUUCGAAAUAUGGGGCCUUAGAUAUCUACUAAAUAGGAUUCUUAGGUUAAAAAUUCGAAUUAAAAUAGCAGAUAAAGUGACCAGAUAUCGAAUUCGAUUAAUAACACGCCAUAAAUAUAAUCAAAAUUCGAAAAUAAUGAUCAAUUUUCGAUGGAUUUUAUAUCAAAUUAUGAUUAUACAGAUAAAAACACAGAGUUUAUAGAACUUAGCAGGAAGUUUCAAAAUUAAGAUUAACAAAGCUAUAACUUCGAUGAAUUCCCAAAUAUGGACAAUUUAUCAGACUCAACAGACGGCCAAGCAGAUGACUCUCCAAUGGAAGUCUAAUGA
This is a messenger RNA of Stylonychia lemnae, 1386 nucleotides long. Lineage: Eukaryota; Ciliophora; Spirotrichea; Sporadotrichida; Oxytrichidae. The record is from the annotation of a GenBank genome assembly.